Nicrophorus vespilloides is the source of this 1074-nucleotide messenger RNA. Its product is annotated as aquaporin-like. NCBI's taxonomy places the organism in Eukaryota, Metazoa, Arthropoda, Insecta, Coleoptera, Silphidae. The coding region runs from base 298 to 987 and encodes 229 amino acids. Gene Ontology annotation, cellular component: plasma membrane. Gene Ontology annotation, biological process: transmembrane transport. Gene Ontology annotation, molecular function: water channel activity. The transcript has 7 exons. The record is from RefSeq and is a predicted model, not a curated record.
AAUAAGGUCGGGGUGAGAUUACAUUAAAUUGAUGUUUUCAAGGGUCGAUGAGAUAUCGCGCCAUAAAUCUCAAAACAUGACUUGCUUUCGCCCCACAAAAAAAAAAUAUACACGACCGAAGAGAUUUAUAGUGUCGGUUUAAAUUGGCAAAUGUUCAGAAGCAUACUUUUUUCCCAUUUUUCCUUCACCCGUAGUUUCAGGCCAUACAUCUUUAUAGUAUUUACAUUGUAAUACAUUAGCAAACAGUGGCAGAUAACAUUCGUAAAUUAUCUCCAGUAUACCAUUUCACUCCACAAAAUGAAGUUCAAUUUAAAUAUUUUGAAAUACGGCAAUGUAUUCCUAAGCGAGUUCUUCGGUACAGCAAUUCUGCUGUUCAUCUCGUGUUUCGGAAGUUUACCCAACAAGGAGUUUUCCGGGCAUUUCAAUGCCUGCAUAACUUCCGGUCUGGCUGUUAUGAGCGUUAUGCAGAUUUUCGGACAUAUUUCUGGGGCCCAUGUGAAUCCCGUGACCACAAUCUGCGCUUGCAUAAUGGGACAAGUGGAUGUGCUACAAGCAGUAAUAUAUUUCGUAGCACAGAUGUGGGGUUCCCUUGCAGGAUUUGGCCUGCUAUUGAUCAUUUUCCCAGAAGCACAUUCCACGUUCGGGAUGACUUUACCAUUAGAGACAAUGAAAACAUGGAAAGUGUUCAUUAUAGAAGUGCUGAUAACCUUUGUAUUAUCCAUUGCAAAUUGUUCUACUUGGGAUCCGAGAGUUGGUAAAUUGAAAGACUCGAUGCCCUUGCGAAUCGGCUUCCUAGUUAUUGCUUUAAAUUUAAUUGCGGCGCCAUACACUGGAUGUAGCAUGAACCCAGCAAGAAGUUUCGGACCCGCAUUGUGGAACAACCAAUGGCAUAUUCAUUGGGUUUAUUGGCUCGCACCAAUUUCAGCUGGCGUUCUAGCAGCAAUUAUUUAUAAAUUUGCAUUUAAUGUAAAUUCAGGCGAUGAAUAAUAAUGUCCAGAAGUCUCGUUUUUCUUUGGUUUUAGAAAAAAAAUCUCAUCUAGUCUCCAGACUACGGCUAGAUUAAUAAUAUUUGUU